This is a messenger RNA of Paramuricea clavata, 570 nucleotides long. The record is from the annotation of a GenBank genome assembly. NCBI's taxonomy places the organism in Eukaryota, Metazoa, Cnidaria, Anthozoa, Malacalcyonacea, Plexauridae.
GAAGAAACAAAAAAGCUGUCGCCAUUUGUGGCCAUAGCAACGCUUGUUCAGAAAUAAUAUUUCCAUUUGGCAUUUUCUAGAUACAUAUGGAAAUUGUACUUCAAUAAACUAAGUUUAGUCGUGGCCUAAUAGAGUAUUUUGUUGUAUUUCAGUCUUCUGGCUAUUUUAGAUUCAUUUGUCAUACCAGGAAUACUAAGAUGGCGGAUUACGUCGACGAAGCUCAUCAUAUAGUCGAUGUAGCAAUUGAAAAUGCUUGCAAACGAUUGCUCGAGGAACCCAGUUUGCAAAACAAGGAAAAUGAUAGGGAUCUUAAUUAUAACGGAAAUGGUGAUUUAGUUGCCAAAGAGGCAAAAGAUAUGUACUUAGAUAAACUUGGUAAAAUAGACAGUAAAACGUUUGCUGAAAUACCCAACAUAACCUGGAUGAGUAUAGGGGAUUUCACUGUGGAUGGUGGACUGAACAAAAUAGAACAAUUCAUUGAGGUUUGUGUGAUAUUAGCUGACUUCUUAUUAGAAGACGGAUUUCUGUCUGAGAUGGAAGACGAGAAACUCAUCCAGAUAUAAAUUCGGU